CUCUUAUCGAGGAAAGGAAAAAAGAGUCCCCAAUAGAUCCGCGAAAAGUGUUAAGUUUCCGUCCGGACCCUGCCGGAACGAUACGUACAACACGGAGUAUACGAAUACUGCAUGGCGCUGCAUCGACGUGUGUGUAGGUCUAGCGAGGUCGAGAAUGUUCGCUUGUGCCCCGCAGUGAUAGCAUGCAGUGGAACAGGGUUCAAAGACUGCCCCUCAAAUCAUGAGAUUCAGGGUCCUGCUGCAAGCGAUGGCUUGCAUGCAAUGGCCGCGGAUUAUUGGCCCGACAGCUGCUUCGACAAUGGUCACUACGUCAUAGGCACUCUGCCCGCGGCCAAGUUCAUCACAACUUUCAUGGUUUUGGCCCUUUCCGUCGCUGCUGUCUGCGACAGGGUCACGCGUCGCCUCGCCUCGCAUUAUCAACCUCACCCAUCAUGCCACUCGCUCCAGUCGUUCAAGAGCCGAGAGCAACAGCAACAGCUGCAGGAGGGAGUAACAGCAAUAGUUGCAGGAGGCCUCAACCCGAACUCUUUCACCUAAAAGUCAAGGGUAGUUGGUGGCUGACUGGUCCCUAAAACGGGUUCCAACUCUAUUGGCCUGCCUUGUAUGGUAGAUCUAGUGUAUAUGGGAGAAUAUGAACUCUUCGGGCCGCUCCCAACCCCUGCCCUGGUGUAUUGUACGCUACCGGUAAGUACCUCU
Molecule: messenger RNA, 696 nt
Organism: Canariomyces notabilis
Lineage: Eukaryota; Fungi; Ascomycota; Sordariomycetes; Sordariales; Chaetomiaceae
Exons: 1
Coding region: 112-537 (141 amino acids)
Source: RefSeq, a predicted model, not a curated record